UCCGUCUGCAGUCGGUUCCAGCCGCUCUUCUCUCUCUCAUCCCAGCGCUCCAACUGCGCUCCGAGCGGCCGAGACGUGCGUCACGAGACCGCCGACAUUCCCCAGUAAAGCUUCAAUGUGGACUAGUCUGCCUCGGAGUUACGGCUCGGUCGGCUGGAAAUGAACUCUGACGACGACACGCGUCCAUCUCAUAGGAUUCCCAGUGAGAGUUGGCGUUUCUCCUCAUUUUCCAUCCACAGGAGAAGUUUGACGGGAGCUGGCUGAGAAGAGACUGCACCUACCAGCACCUCCGAUUGGCUCUUUAAUCCUCUCGCCUCUCACCUGGAAGGACGCUGAGGGUUGCAUGCCUCAGUGCCAAGAAAUUGCAGUCGCUGGAAGAUCUUUGCUAAGAAAACGCAAGGACAUACUCUAUCUGGAGGAUGGAGGACAGAACUGAAGAAGAUUGCGGGCAGGAGGACAGACCCGCUGAUGGCACAAACAGUGGACGCCGCUCCUCUCGGUGCACCAGUCUGAAGAUGUUUCUGGUAGCUUUGUCCUUUGCCUAUUUUGCAAAGGCUCUGUCGGGGAGCUACAUGAAGAGCACAAUAACUCAGCUGGAGAGACGUUUUGACAUACCCAGUUACUUAAUAGGUGUCAUUGACGGGAGCUUCGAAAUAGGUAACCUGUUGGUGAUAGCUUUUGUCAGCUACUUUGGUGCCAAGCUCCACAGGCCAAAGAUCAUUGCAAUGGGUUGUGUAUUGAUGUCUAUUGGGACCUUCAUCAUUGCUCUGCCUCACUUCAUCAUUGGUCGCUAUGAAUUUGAGACAUCGGUGCGUUGGGUAGCGAACUCAACACUUAACCCGUCUCCAUGUCAGGCAGGGUCACCAGCAGACCUGACGGAAGACGGUAAACCUCAAGUGCCAUCCACAGACUGUGAAGCCGAGUCCAACCUGUCUAUGUGGAUAUACGUGCUCCUGGGAAAUGUCUUGCGGGGGAUUGGGGAGACGCCUGUUCAACCCCUAGGAAUCUCAUACAUUGACGAUUUUGCGACUGAGGAAAAUGCUGCACUGUAUGUCGGCUGUGUGCAGACCAUCUCUGUGGUUGGACCUGUGUUUGGAUAUCUGCUCGGCUCUCUUUGUGCCAAGAUUUAUGUUGACAUCGGAUUUGUGAAGAUGGAAACAAUCACUAUAACCCCAGCAGAUGCCCGCUGGGUGGGGGCCUGGUGGCUGGGUUACCUUAUAGCUGGAGUCAUCACCCUGCUCUCCGCCAUCCCAUUCUGGUUCCUGCCCCGCUCUCUACCCACAUCUGAGUCCGGGGAUGGAGAGAAGGGGACUCAGGAGAAGAAAAGUUUCAUCGAUGCCUCCCCCCAUCUGAAGCACAAGUAUACAGCAGAUGAACCUGACAGCUUUAUAGAGAUGGCCAAAGACUUUAUUCCGACUUUGCGAACUCUGCUGGCGCACCAUGUGUAUCUGAUCUACUUGUGUGUGACAGUCAUCCAGCUGAACUCUCUCAUUGGCAUGGUCACUUACAAGCCCAAGUACAUUGAGCAGCACUUCAGGCAGUCUGCUUCAAAGGCCAACUUUCUGAUGGGUGUAAUUAAUAUCCCUGCAGUGGCACUGGGGAUGUUUUCUGGUGGUCUGCUGAUGAAAAGGAUGAAACUGAACCUCAUGGGAGCGGCCAGGUUUGCCUUUGGCACUUCUCUGAUUGGUUACAUCCUUUCACUGUUCUUCUUUGCAAUGAGCUGCGAGAACGCCAAGGUUGCCGGGGUAACGCUUCCGUACGAAAGCUUAGAUAACAUAUCUUAUGACAAACACUCCAUGUUUGCAGCCUGCAACACAGACUGUUUGUGUUCAUCAAGUGAUUGGGACCCAGUUUGUGGGCAGAACGGCAUCACAUACGUUUCUCCCUGUCUUGCUGGCUGCACCAUCUCCACGGGCUCUGGGAAGAACACAAUCUUCUCUAACUGUAGCUGUGUUGGUGCUGCUGGAAACUUCACGGCCGGCAUGGGCCAGUGCCCUGAACAGGACGACUGCAACAUGAUGUUCCCAUACUUCUUGGCUCUCUCUGUCAUCACUUCCUUUAUCAUCUCUCUUGGGGGAACUCCAGGCUACAUGCUUCUCAUCAGGUGCAUCAAACCACAGCUGAAAUCUUUGGCUCUAGGUUUCCAUGCUUUGGCGACACGUACACUCGCGGGAAUCCCAGCACCCAUCUACUUUGGAGCAAUUAUUGACACCACCUGUCUCAAAUGGGGUCAGAAGAGAUGCGGAGGCAUAGGAGCAUGCAGGAUCUACAACACCACUGCCUACAGGAUAGCAUACCUGGGCCUGACUCUGAGCCUGCGGACUAUCUCAUUUGUCAUUUGCAUCCCGGGCUUCAUCCUGCUCAGUCGGCAGCUGAAGAGGGAGGAAAGAAUUGCUGCACACGGAGCUCUGACAAAUGGGGGAACUGAACUGGAGGCACUCAGGAAGGAAGAGUUUGUGGUUUUGAAUUCUGAACAACCACUACACACAUCAGACACCAGCACAGACAGGCACACCCGGCUGUGACAGAGCCUGCAGGACUGACUCUUCUCAUCUCUCUCAUCACCCAAAGUAUAUACAGAGUGAUGCCGUGCACAUACAUACCCACAAAUGAGAUUUGCAGGGAAUCACAUGUUGUGUCCAAUCAUCUCAUAUAAAGCAUAAAAUCUAUAUUUGUACUACUGAGCGUGUUGACGCGUUGUGAAUAUGACAAACAUUUGAUAUACCUGAUAUAUUUCUUGAAUGUAUAUGCUGUUGUGGUUUGGUAUUUUUUCUGUUAAGAAAAGAAGAUAUUUUUCACUUUUAGUCCUGGCACAGAGAUUAGACAGGAUGUGUGACCAAAAAACAGAACAACUACUGUAUGAACACCAGCAUUUAUUAAGCUGCCUCUGUCACAUUGUUCUUUCAAAUGGAGGUUUUUCUUCCUGUGAACAGACAAGGAGAAGUGGCCUUACAAACCAGAGGCACAACGUAAAAGCACGAGGAAAGCCAGGCUUUCGAAAAAAUUAUAUUUCAAGACAAGUUGAUCUGCAAAUACAUGCUCGGGCAAGGACUUCAGUAAAAUCAAGAGGACUUGGUGGUUGUAGAUGUGACGUACAGUAUGCAGUAUGUGCCUCAUUCAUUCAGCAGUUACCUCCAACUUUGUGCCAUCAGUCCUGCUGACAGAAGAGUGGUUUUCAACAUUUUAAUACUAUUACAUUCUACUUUGAAAACUUCGAGCUCUAAGUCUCAUAGUCAUGUGGAAAUAUGUGUAAUUUCUGACUGACUAAAACGUUUUUGCUCUGACUUAAAGCUAAAAGUUUGGUCUGAUAGUAUUGCGGUUUGUGUUGUGUGUUUCUGGAUGUGAACUUUGGUAUUCAUAAUCACUACAAAUGAAAGUUGUAUUUUAGUGUUAUCUGCUUGUAUAGUGGAGGUUGUCCUGAUUUCAAUCUUCAAAAUGUCCACAAGGAGGCAACGCUAUUUUAUUAGUUAACAAAUAGUGGUCCCAGUUAACUUUUUAUUUAUUUUUAAUUUUUAAUUUUAUUUUAUGAUUGUGCUGCAUUUUCUUGAGAGAACAUUUUCCACACUCAUCUUAUUUAAAUGCUGAUCUUAAUUAUUCAGAAGUGGGUCUCAGCAGGCUCUGGUGUUAAAUAAUCAUUGAUUGUGCCUUGGAAGAGGCAGCGUUUGUACUGUUGCAUAUUGAUUAAUAGUAUACUAUAUGUUGUUUGACUAUUUUGGGAGGGUGGCGGGCACUGUGUGUGUGAAGUUUUACCACUGGAAGCAUUCAUAUGUUGCUGAUUUGUGAGUAAGUCUGUAAUUUUUGCUUCCAGAUCCUCAGCCGUUGUUACGUUUGCUUCAACGCUCAGUUGAUUGUGUAGUUUUGUGUGUGAAAGAGGUCAGCUGUGCCAAAAUCCAGAAAAAGUGUUGUCUUUUCAUGGGUUUUUCUUGUCUUAUUUUUAUAUGGAGAAAUUAAUCCUAAAAUUAGUGUGCCCGUUUGUGAAAUCAAUGAUUCCUAAAAAGUAAGUCAAGCAAAUAGUAACUAUAGAAAAAAAAAGGUCCUGAAUGUAAUAUAGGAAUUGUCCAACUUAUUCAAAGUUUCUGUGUGAUCUGGAAGAAAAAAAAAACAAAAAAAAAUGUUUUGACUUAUUCUCUAGUAUUUAUUGAGAUAAAUACUGUAAGGUCCUGCUUUAAUUUUGUUGCUUAAUCAUUAAGAAACAGGUCAGAAACACUGUCAUGGUCAAGGACAUACUGUAUAUGUCUGACAAUCUAAUACAUCCUGAAUUAAACCACAAGGCAUCAAGCCCUUCAUCCUUCAUUAUCACUAUAUAAAGUGAACCUGUUACAUGAAAACGUUUUCAGGAAAAAAAAAGAAAAAGUGUCAAAUCAUUGGAUUUAAUACGUUGAGAAACAACUAAGGUGCAUUUUUCCCAUCUGCAAGCCAAACUUAUUGGAAAUUAACAAUUAUAAUACUACUUAAAAUCCACAUAGAUUGUGAGGAUUUGAGUAUUUUUCUGAGAAGGAAUCAUGUUUGUAUCAGUUCAGCCCAUGACUGAGUUGAGAUGCAGUUUGUCUGCACUUUUACCUGUGCAAUUUAAAGGGAUGGUACAUCAUUCUAUGAUAUUUCCAACCCAGUGUGCUUCUGUUACAUUUAAGAAAUAAUCCUCACCAUCUGCUAGCACCGCAUCUUAUGAGUAUACAGUACAAUAAAAAAAAAAAAAGAAAAUAUAACUCAGUCCUCAUACACAGAACCUGAAACAUGAAAAGGGGGGUGGCGCAGCUGGAAGGUCCUGGGUUCAAUUGUCGCCAGAGACGCUGUGGGUGCUGAGGGCGUUUUAAGUUCCCCCAUGACUUCAGCACCCACACCCUGGGUGGAGUUGGAGAAAGGGCUUUUCAGUGUUGAGUUUGCAGGACUGGACGAAAAAAAAUCGGGAUAAAAAUAUUUCCCCCCAAAAGAACAACCUGAACAAGCCAUAACAAACAUCACUCCACACAAGGUGCAUUUCCACUACGAGGAGCUCAGGGUAAAUCUGCCAGAAAGGAACCAUUUACAGGGCCGACCUUCUCCUCAGCCCCUUCAGCUGGCAGGUCUCUUAUGCAGUAAGCAGAAGAAUAAAGAAGAGAAACACAUAAACAACAGAUGCUACUUGUGUUUUUUUUUUUUUUUUUUUUAAACAUACACUGCAGUCGUAGCGAUUGAGAUUAAACAAACCUCCCCCCACCCGGACCUGUAUUUGGUAUAAUAUGGCAACAGGACUUGAACCAACUCGUCGCUCCAUCCAACAUGGAACAAAUG
Cololabis saira (Pacific saury) is the source of this 5271-nucleotide messenger RNA. RefSeq names its product solute carrier organic anion transporter family member 1C1-like. Gene Ontology annotation, cellular component: membrane. Gene Ontology annotation, biological process: transmembrane transport; sodium-independent organic anion transport. Gene Ontology annotation, molecular function: protein binding. NCBI's taxonomy places the organism in Eukaryota, Metazoa, Chordata, Actinopteri, Beloniformes, Belonidae. The record is from RefSeq and is a predicted model, not a curated record. Bases 420 to 2525 code for a protein of 701 amino acids. The transcript is spliced from 15 exons.